Aplysia californica (California sea hare) is the source of this 2672-nucleotide messenger RNA. Its product is annotated as cytochrome P450 2D26-like. The record is from RefSeq and is a predicted model, not a curated record. Lineage: Eukaryota; Metazoa; Mollusca; Gastropoda; Aplysiida; Aplysiidae. Gene Ontology annotation, molecular function: monooxygenase activity; heme binding; oxidoreductase activity, acting on paired donors, with incorporation or reduction of molecular oxygen. Bases 125 to 1657 code for a protein of 510 amino acids. The transcript has 2 exons.
CAGUCACGCCCCUCAGUAGGAAGUGAAGAAGUGAAGACGCUCGUAGACGUGGACUUGUUGAAAGUUACGGGGAAAUAUUACUGUCUUGUUGUUUAGUUCUUCUGUGAGGUCUCUCACUGUCACGAUGAUCUCCGAGUACCUGAUAGCUCUCGUGGUCCUAGCUGCGAUAUUCCUGAUUGGGUCAAAAAUCAAAAAUCGAAAACCUACAACGGUUCCUGGUCCAUCCAUUCUUCAAGGUCUGUGGGACUUUCUGCAAAGUAUGCGUCAUGAUUCUCUCCAUCUGACGGCAGCAAAGUGGGCGGACCAGUACGGCGAUAUCGUGUCGGUGAACACGCUGUUACGUCAAGUAGUUUUCGUCAAUAGUUCGAGGCUCGCGCGUAAACUUGUGUGCGAUCCGAGCACAAGAGAAGUCUCCAACGACAGACCGCCCACGUUCAUGGGAAGAGUUUUCUUUUAUGACUCUCAAGACAUUUUGCUUGGCCGUUAUGGAAAAGACUUGUUCAAGAGAAGGAAAAUCUUUCAUCAAGUACUAAAGUUUUAUGGCCAAGGUGUCCACAACUUUGAAACACUGAUGAAAUCAACGUCCAAAGAACUGUGCCAUCGCCUGACUCAGUAUGAAGGAGACAUACCUAUAUCGAUAGAGCUUGCUCGAUACAUUCGGUGGGUAGUCGCGCUUCUACUCAAAGGACCGGAGACGUGUGAACAAGAUUUAGAUGCUAUGCUUGAGUAUAUCGAUAGAACAAAUGAGUGUUUCAUUUUUGAAAAGGAAGUAGUCUUAGAAACAGUUCCUUUUGCGCCUCAUAUCCCUGGACUAGGCCUGAAGAAGCUUGUGGGUGAUCUAAAAGUCGCCCAAGAAGUGAUGAGACAGAGAUUUUUUCUGGCUAUUCGAGAAACCUACCAGAAAGGGGAAAGAACUGGUAUAGUUACUGACAUGUUAGACCAGCAGACAGAGCUAAAGGAGAAAGGAAACGCCUCCGAAAUGCCUGAUGAAUUAAUCAUUGGUUUAGUCCAGGAUAUCGCCGCAGCUGCCUAUGCCACAACGGUAGCGACAUUGAAAACAUUAUUUUUGCAGAUAGUGGUGGACCAAAAGCUUCAGGACCGCAUACAUGCAGAGAUCUGUGAAGUGAUAGGAGAUGAAAGCCCCAGCUUUGAACACAAACGCCACAUGCCGUACACAGAAGCAGCUAUCCUGGAGACCUUGAGAUAUUCCUCAGUCGUACCUCUUCUGCUGCCUCAUUACGCCUGUGGGGACAUUCAUUUUGAGGGACAUUUCAUUCCUAAAGGUACUUUUCUUAUCCUGAACGCCUUUUACUUCCACCAUAGAGAUGACGCCUUUGAAGACCCCUGGAAGUUCAAACCAGAGAGGUUCCUGGACUCUGAAGGUCAACUCCUCGACCCAGAACAUCCCACACGACAGAAGCUUAUUCCUUUUGGGACUGGGAAAAGAGCUUGUCCUGGUGAAAGUUUUGCGAGGAUUCGCGUCUUUUUCAUCGUGGUCACUUUGCUUCAGAAGUAUCGGUUUUUGCCCCCCGUUGAUGACCCGCUCCCGUCUGUGCAUCCACGGGACUGGAAAAUACAGGCAGUGAUUUCUCCAGACGAAUACAAGUGCCGAAUGGAACCCAGACUCAAAGGAGAGGCCGGUACUUGUCAGACGUAAUGAGAACUGAGCUCAAGCAUUCGGAAUUAACCAUAGACUUGAGUUAUCCACAUGUAUAUAAUACCCAAGCCUGAGAACUCUCACAUAAUUCUUGUUUACUACAGAGAGCAGCAUUCGACUCUGUUUGGGACUAAAUGAAGGGCAAGAGGGAAAAAUAUUGUUCACGACACUUGACUUAAGCGAGACUAGUGCUUUGACUUUCGUUUGCACGUCCAAUGUGCGCAGAAGGAGCAAAGUGUUUUUCUUUAAUAGAGAGCAAAGACUGAAAGCCAUGACAGUGCCUUGUUUGAAUAUAUCAUAAUUCACGUCUUGUCUAUUGAAACAACCGACAGGGCAGAUCAAUUUAUUGUAGACUGUAUAGUAGUCCCAGGCCCCAAAUGUUUAACUAUUUUUAAUGUAAUUUCUUUAUUUCUCUUAUCGAUUGCAUGUGAUCGAGAAAUAUUUGGUGGACAUUCAAAUUCUAAUGUUGAAAACAACAAAAAAGGAAAGAAACAAAGAAACAAAAGAAACUUAAACAUAGCAGCAAGAAAAGAUACAUAAUGCAUGUACAUUUAUUUAAAAAAACAAAACACUUCUCUCUCUCUCCUGAGGACGUUUGGUGCUGGGUUUGGUCAACUGGAGCAGCUGGUAGACCGUAAUACCUUACCGGAAAUUCCAGCACUUCCGGCGUUUGUCGUGGAGAGGAAGGACUCCCGAGUCCAUGGACCAUUCGUUUUCUCCUUGUAUGAUGCUUUACUCUACAUUUUUCAGCCUCUAACAACACAAUUCAGAUCCCUAAAUAGGCGGAAGUCCCUGACCACACCUGUCAGCGCGAACCCGGGCUUGGCACAUCCCAACUGACAGAUGGAAGCACUCAAUAAGAUAAGCUUCCUAACGCAGGAAUGGAACUCUUGUCUUUAACGAGCAACGAUGAACAGCCUAGACAUUUUACCAUAGUCGUCUGAUUUUUUAAAGAUACAUCCUUGCCAUUUUUUCAUUUUCUCGAAGCAGUGAAAUACAAUAUCCCCAUACAGGA